GGAUCAGAUGUUGGCCCAGGCGGACUCCUCAAUAUGGGCGACUCCAGGUGUGGACAGUUCACUGGUGCUCUCAGAGACAUGAAGGCCACCAUGGAACCUCCUCUCCUCCGCAUGGAGAGGAGUCAGCUAAGGUACUGCAGACAUUUUAGAGGCCUUCCUCAGGAGGUGUUUAAGGUAGGUCUCACCGGGAGGAGGCCCAGGGACAACCCAGUAUCUGCUGGAGGGUCUACAUCUCGUAGCUGGCCCAGGAACACCUCGGUCUUCAUCCCGGAGGAGCUGGAGAGGAAAAGUAAAGUUCAUUAUCAUGUGGCAGUGAUCAUCAACUACCUGGGUCACUGCAUCUCUCUGGGAGCUCUGCUGCUCGCCUUCAUGCUCUUUAUGAGAUUAAGGAGCAUCCGCUGUCUGAGGAACAUCAUCCACUGGAAUCUGAUCUCAGCCUUCAUCCUGAGGAACGCCACCUGGUUUAUCGUACAGCUAACUAUGAAUCCCUCGGUUACAGAGAGCAACAAGGUGUGGUGCAGGUUGGUGACUGCAGCCUAUAACUACUUUCAUGUGACAAACUUCUUCUGGAUGUUUGGUGAAGGAUGCUACCUGCACACCGCCGUGGUCCUUACCUACUCCACCGAUAAACUCAGGAAGUGGAUGUUCAUCUGCAUUGGCUGGGGUAUUCCGUUUCCCAUCAUCGUGGCAUGGGCUUUUGGGAAACUGUACUACGACAAUGAGAAGUGCUGGUUUGGGAAGAAGGCAGGUGUUUAUACAGACUACAUCUACCAAGGUCCUAUGAUCCUGGUCUUGCUGGUAAGAACUAUGAAGGCGGUGAAGGCUACGCUGGUGCUGCUGCCGCUGCUGGGAAUCACUUACAUGCUGUUCUUUGUGAAUCCAGGAGGAGAAGACGAAGUGGCACAGAUUGUCUUCAUCUACUUUAACUCCAUCCUGGAGUCUUUCCAGGGUUUCUUCGUCUCGGUUUUCUACUGCUUCCUCAACAGUGAGGUGCGCUCCACGGUGAAGAAGCGCUGGAUGCGUUGGCACGAUCGUCACUCCAUCCGCAGCAGGACGGUCCGUGCCACGUCGAUCCCUACGUCUCCCAGCAGAGUAUCCUUCCACAGCAUCAAACAAUCCUCCAACCUCUGAUCGUCCAAUCGCAGCUUUUAUUAGGACCACCCCAACCAAUCAGAACUCUACACUUGAACUGGAUCAGAGCAGCCAAUCAGUACAGGACACGUGUUUAUUAAGGUGAUCAAAGGGUCUGUCAAUCAAGAGGCUGUUUGCUGCAUCUCCAGUCGGUGGACUCGACGAAUCAGCUGCUCUUAAUGGCUCCAAUGACGCACCAGGCAGCUAUGUUCAUGCUGUUGAUAUGGGUCUGUGGAUUGGUUAUGUCUAUGCUUAAACUUCUGAUCACCAGCUUUCUUUCCCUGCUUGCCAGCAGGGGGCGCUGCUGAACAUUUAAAGUCUGGUUCUUCUCUUUAUGUUGCUGUGAAUUCUGAAGACUAACCCUGGUUCUGUUUCUGCAGAAUCAAAGCACAAACCUCCCUUAAAGGUUCUAGCAGGUUCUAACACAAUGUUGAACACAUCAAAUGGGCUGCAGCUGAGAAGAAGCUCGAGUUUGAGGAACAAACAUGUGUCAGAGCCUGAUUUACAGAAACAUGGAACAGGUCAGAGAUUAAAUCCUGAGAAUUUAUUCUGAAUAAUUAACCUGUAAAUAGAUAAGGAACAUACAGUGGCUGACAGAUGCUAGCAAUGUUUAAAUACGUGUUGCACUGCAAAUUCAAAAGGUCCUGUUAACUCGGAAAUGA
Molecule: messenger RNA, 1793 nt
Organism: Cyprinodon variegatus (sheepshead minnow)
Lineage: Eukaryota; Metazoa; Chordata; Actinopteri; Cyprinodontiformes; Cyprinodontidae
Gene: crhr1
Product: corticotropin-releasing factor receptor 1-like
Exons: 10
Biological process (GO): adenylate cyclase-activating G protein-coupled receptor signaling pathway; cell surface receptor signaling pathway
Cellular component (GO): plasma membrane; neuron projection
Molecular function (GO): G protein-coupled peptide receptor activity; corticotropin-releasing hormone receptor activity; corticotropin-releasing hormone binding
Source: RefSeq, a predicted model, not a curated record